GUCUUUGAAAGAAGAGAAAAUUCCUCCUUUGUUUUGCUUUGGUUGGUUCAUCGAGGAAUCCCUGUUUUACCUUUAGGUUGUAGUAGUUUUAUGAAUGCAGAAAAGCCUCUCCAAGCAAACUACUGCAGAUAGAAAAAGGAACGAAUUAAGUAUGGAACCUUGUAAGAGAAAUGACGAAUUCUCAAUGGCUACCGAAGGAAAUGUACCUCUUGGUAUAGAUUCUAAAACUGAGAAUCUGAGUGUUUCUGCCACAGAGGAAAUCAUUGUUGAAGUGGAUCACGAUUCUGCAAAGCAGUUUGAGCCUGAUUUUAAUCCUUUAAAGCUAAACGAGUGUCACUGUACUAGUAACAGAGAGAAGGUAGUACCAGCUGUCUGUGUACCUCGAUUUGUUCUAAAUGGUAACAUUGUGAUCAUUUUUACUGAUGCAUGCCAGGCAGUUUUAAAGAUCUGGGGUUCGUACAGCAAUUUGCAGCACUUGUUGAGAAAGCACAGAAUCAACACACACAGAUUCAACCAGUUAGAACUGAGAAAACUAAAGAGCACUGGGACAGUAGACAUGCAGGUGAAAGUAUGCUCAUUUAUCACUGACAAAGAUUUUCCUCAAAUAAUUAUGAAGUAUGAUGAGAUUUACAACACAGAUAAAGCCAAGUUUAUACAAUUUUUGACUCCAGUUGAAAUCAGUGAUAAUCAUUCAGCUGCAAAUGUUCAAGGUGUGCAGAGCAGUAAAGGAAAUGAUAACACUUCUGACAUCACUAGGCCAUUAAAGAAUACUAUUUCAUUGCAUAGGAUUCAUGUAUAUAUGAUCCAAAACCAGGAAGUUCUUACUUUAUCUGAAGUAAACUCCUUCUUUGCGACGCAUUUUAAGAGGCCAAACCUUUUACUCCAAUUUCUAUCAACCUUGGAAAUAAGUGUCAGUAUGUUAAUGUAUAAUAGACUGAAGAAUGUGCAAAUUCAUAGUGCCAUUACUGAUAGUAACUGCACAAAAUUGUUUAUAAAAAGCAAGGAUUUUGAUAGAAUUCUGCAACACACUACAGCCUUCCUAAACCAAAAUCCACCAGAAAUUGCGUGGAUAUGUUCAAAUGAAUCACUUUUACCCAGUGAGGGAGAAGUGUCUCAAGGAUCAAACAGUGUUGCAAGAUGUGAUGAGCAAAAGGCUGUUGAGUUGUUGCAUAAAUCUGGAGAUUGUAUUGAGAAUUUCAAGUUGGGCGAUUGUCAAACUGCAAACACAGCUGAUGCUCCCAGAGCUAGCUCUCCGAGUGGCCUGGUAAAGAAGGAUGAGUUGGGUACUACAGGCUGUGAUAAUUUGUCAGAUGUGCAGCAUGUUGCACCACAAAGUGGAAGUUCUCCAACAUCACAAGGAACUUGCACAAAUUGCUGCAGAUACAUAAUUCGUACCUGUUGUGUGAAUGAUGAGGUUGUUGUUUGCAUUCCUGAUCUUCAAAAGGCGGUGAUUGACAUCUUUAAACAGUGCGCACAAGUGGGAAAUUAUAUGCAUCGCCUUACCAUUCCAACAAGAAGGUUUGAACGAGUUUUCUUAAAGCCGCUAAAAUCACACCAUAUUCUGAGUUCAAGAGCAACACUUUGCACUUACAUUACUAAGAGUGAUGCUGAAAGGUUACUGCAAAUGUACAGUGCAAAUCAUGGUGAUGUCAGAUACAACAUUCUACAUAAAGUUGAGUUCAGUGAGCCAAUCAAUUUAGGAGAUGCUGUCAAUAAUGUCUCUGGAGACAAUCAAAUGCAUCUGGUUGAAAAUGGUAGCCAAGAAACUUUGAAAAUUCCAAUGUUUUUUGUUAAUGAUCAGAUUGUUGUGUCAAUGCCUGAUGUUCACAAAGCUGUGCAGCUUUUGAAUGGCCAAUGUGUUCAGUUGCAGUACAAUCUUGACAAGUUAGGAAUUGUCAAGUAUAAGUAUUCCUACAAUGACAUUUGUCAACUGAAAGUUCUGACCCAGAUGAAAAUGCCAAGUUUGUGCACAUUCAUCACUAAAUCAGAUGUUGAUAAGGUGUUGAAGUUUUACGUUACACCAGAAAAUGAAACUAGGUUGCAACUAAUUGAAUGGCAGUCACCAACAGCAGUGGAAAGUGUGGCCUGCAGCUCAGCUUCUGAUGCGAUUUCUAGUGCAGAUGCCGAGUUCAUUAACGUGGAGAACAAUGAUGAAAAUGCUGCAGAUAGUGAGACAUGCGAGGUAUAUUCCAUUUCAGAUCUUUACAAAGCCUUUGUCAGUGAUGACACAGAAUCUAUGGAGAGCAUUAAUGAUGAUGAUGACUUGCCAGAGACAUUGUUCCACCCCUCAACUUCAUCACCAUCAUCAAGCAUCAGCCUUGCAAAGCUUCCACAGUCUGUCCCAAUUGCCUUUUACACAAAUGAUAAAGUGAGGUCUCCUAACAAUCAGUUACAACCAAGAAGAGCAAUCUUUUCAAACAAUCCCUCACCACCAAUGCAUCUUCCCGGCAGAUAUGAUAGAGAUGUUGAUCAAGCAGCAUUGAAUGUCAAUCAAAGCAAGCAGGUUAUAAACGGCCAUGUCAUGGAUAUGACAGGAUGUUGGAGCUGUGACACCACUCUGUCUUGUUCUAAGAUACAUCCAACCAACAUCGUAGGAAACAGUGCUGUCACAACAUGUUCAAGUAUUCAUUCAACAAUUUCAAGUGAUGGGGGAGGAAGAGAGACUAUUCCAGGUGCCCCAGUAAAGUUUACAAAUGAUGACAGUAUUCAUCAUAGCUGCAAAAGACCCAGGGGAGUUUUAUUCAGUGAUGGGAUAUGGAUAGAACAGUUAGUGAAAAAAUGCAGAGCAGACCAUGAUGACCUUCUGAAGACCUUGCAGCGUAAAGAAACAGAAAUGAAUAUUUUAUAUGAUGCCUAUCAGGAACAAAUUCAACAGGAGAGAGGGCAAAGGCUAGCAGUGCAGCGAGAGUUAGAUCAAGUGAAGAAUUCCAAUGCGGAACUGUUAGAAAACAUUGAAAGAAAGGAAUUAGAAAUGAAGAUUUUGCACGAUUCAUACAAAUUGCAGAUGGAUUUGCAGAGGAAGAAGAGAGAACAGCUUGAGAUUGAACUCCUUAAUCUUCGAGCUGGUGAUGCACGGAUCAGCGUUCUGCAUGUUAAAGAAGAACCUCUGUAGUGAAACGAAUGAUAUCAAACUCACUGCAAAGUCGGGUUAUGAUAGCAUCCCUAGAACUUUUCCUUUGAGAUUACUUGAAGGCAAACCAGCUUUAGGGCAGAGAACGUUCAAGAGAAACCGGACUGAAUGUUUAAACUUAACAUUAUGCAGUUCAUUUAUAACAUUGAUUGCACGAGCAUUGUUGAGCCUGUUCUAGUUCGAAUUCGAUAAUGGCCUGACAUCAACCGUCAAGUGUCCAGUGAAACAUUGUUCUCUUCUCGUCCGAAUUGUUUAACUCAAUUGAUAUAAAGAGCUAAGAAAACAA
Messenger RNA from Stylophora pistillata, 3416 nucleotides. RefSeq lists its product as uncharacterized. Lineage: Eukaryota; Metazoa; Cnidaria; Anthozoa; Scleractinia; Pocilloporidae. The record is from RefSeq and is a predicted model, not a curated record.